Messenger RNA from Cryptomeria japonica (Japanese cedar), 1540 nucleotides. RefSeq names its product RING-H2 finger protein ATL7. The record is from RefSeq and is a predicted model, not a curated record. Lineage: Eukaryota; Viridiplantae; Streptophyta; Pinopsida; Cupressales; Cupressaceae. The coding region runs from base 16 to 1164 and encodes 382 amino acids. The transcript has a single exon.
CUCCAUUGCUUCAAAAUGCACCCACCACACCUGUCUAUUCACAAUAAGUAUAACCAUACUCUGGAUUUCUUGACCAAAAGAGUUGGUGACAGAAUACGACUAGAGACACUGGAAGUCAAGGCCGGGGUCCUCAAUUUAUGCGAUUCAGACUUGGGAGAGCUCAGAUUGUGGGUUUUGGGGAAGAUGAGGAGGAUUGUUGAAUUGUCCCCAGCGGACGAAAUUUCAUUCAUUCCAGGCAAUCUGAAAAUAGAGAGCUUGACACACAACAAUGGCAAUCUCGGUGUUGUAAAUGACCCGUACAGUUUCAAGACCCAGUUCAAUCCGGCCGUUGCGAUCGUCAUCGUGGUGCUGCUCAGUAUUCUCUUUUUCAUGGGUGUUUUCUCCAUUUACAUCCGGCGCUGUAUAAUGGAGGACGACGGUCCGGGCCCUUCUACACGGGUUGGGGCGGUGAAUAAUGAUAUUCCAGAGGUGGGUCCGGGACUGGAACGGACUGUCAUCGAGAGCUUCCCUGUUUUCAGCUACAGUCUGGUGAAGGGCCUCAAAUCAGAGGCCAAGGGCUCCGAGUGCGCCGUCUGUUUGAGUGACUUCGAGGGCCAGGAAAUGCUACGGUUGCUUCCUAAGUGCAGCCACGCUUUUCAUCCGGAGUGCAUCGAUAUGUGGCUCUGCUCGCACACCACUUGCCCGUUGUGCCGGACCAGCCUUCUGCCCGACCCGGCACGCCCAAGCACCGAGGUCGCUUUCGUUGAAGCUUCGACACAGACACCGCCGGAACAGUUGACGAUUGUGACGGACACCCAAGGCAGCCAUUCAAAUGAUGAAGGAGCUCCACAGAUGGGCAACGAUUCGGCAGGGCAUUCAUUGAUAAGAGUAAGGAAGGAGUUGGAGCAGCCGACUGAGUGGUAUAUCGCCACUGCAGAGGGUCUGACACCCGGGUUGCGCAAGAGCUGCAGUUUUCAACUUGAGCAUCCUUCGCAGGGACCGUCUAGUUCUAAGGUAACGCCCCGUUGUGGUUCUCUUGGUAACGCAGGGUGUGGAGCUAGAUCGGAGCGGUGGGGAAGCAUUAGUGUUAAUCCGGCAUCGUUUCUCAGGACGUUUUCUGAGCGGUUUGUGCCUCAGUCCGUGGAGAGCAAGCGGUUUAACGGCAGAGGCGGAGCACUGAGUUGAAUGAGAUUGGUUUCUACCCAGCCGAGCUGAAAGAUAUUGUACUCCAACGAGGGGCGCGGAUUCAUUUGAACAGUUGUGGUGAGCACAUUCAGAUUGUUUGCGCACUUGCAGAGAACCGGGGCUUUCGCUGGCGAAUCAAUUUAAAAAGGAAAUGUGUAAGUAGGAACAUGACAUUGUCUCGAAACAUUGAACAUAAAAUUUUAUAUUCAGAACUGUUUUACUGGAGAGAGAAGCUGCUUAUUCUACCUCUGAAUUGUAAUGGGUACGAAGUAUGAGUUAAAAAGCGUUUAUGUUUGCCACCGGAAGUGCCGACAGUGAUUAUUAUCUGUAUAAGUUUUCGUAUUCAGAAAGAAAAAUAUGAUUGUUUAACUGUAUA